Messenger RNA from Triticum turgidum subsp. durum (durum wheat), 861 nucleotides. Lineage: Eukaryota; Viridiplantae; Streptophyta; Magnoliopsida; Poales; Poaceae. The record is from the annotation of a GenBank genome assembly.
AUGGCAGCCAUGGCGCCAACAAAGAACGACGACCAGCCGCUACACAUCCUCUUCUUCCCUUUCCUCCUUCCUGGCCACCUUAUCCCGAUGGCCGACAUGGCCACUGUCUUCGCCGCUCGCGGCGUCAGGUGCACCGUCCUCACCACGCCCGUCCAAGGCUUCACCAUCCGCUCCGUCGUGGACCGUGCGAACGACAGCAGCGCCACCGGCACCCCGAUGUCCAUCUCCGUCGUGCCUUUCCCCGACGUCGGGCUCCCGCCGGCUGCCCAGAGCGGGAGGGACCUUGCUACCUCCGGGGACUACCACGACAGGUUCCUCCAGACGGCGGAGCUGCUCCGUGAGCCCUUCCGCCGGUUCCUGUCAGACCACCACGCCGACAUCGACGCCGUGGUCUCCGACAGCCUCUUCCACUGGUCCGCUCACGCCGCCGCGGAGCACGGCCUCCCGCGCAUCGCGUUCCUCGCCACCAGCAUGUUCGCCCGUGCCUGCACCGACACCCUGCUGCGGUGCAACGUGUUUGAGUCGUGCUCUGACGACCCCCGUGCCGUCGUAUCCCUGCCGGGGCUGCCGCACCGUGUCGAGCAGCGGCGGAGCCAGAUGAUGGACCCCACGAAGCGACCACAUGAGUGUGCGAUGUUCCAGCUCGUCCACGCCGCGGACCGGUCGAGCUACGGCGAGCUCUUCAACAGCUUCCGCGAGCUGGAGCCGGGCUACGCCGAGCACUACCGUGCCACGCAGCUCCGCCGCCGCGCGUGGCUUGUCGGGCCGGUCGCGCUCGCCAGCGGCAGCGUCGAGGACGUGGCGUCAAGAGGCGCCGUCGCCGGCGCGCUCUCGCCAGACGCCGCCGGGUGCCUGCGGUAG